This is a messenger RNA of Rubroshorea leprosula, 1719 nucleotides long. The record is from the annotation of a GenBank genome assembly. NCBI's taxonomy places the organism in Eukaryota, Viridiplantae, Streptophyta, Magnoliopsida, Malvales, Dipterocarpaceae.
CGUUACGCUUUUAUCCGAGAGAUCGGAAUCCGUCGCGUUUUUAUGAUUUUCCUACGAGCCGUCGAAUCGACGGCGGAUGAAUCACGGCGCAUUUACUUUUUGUUUCUUUGUUUUGUUUUUCUUUUUGUUUUUCCAGGUUCAAGCUUUUUAUAACUUUCAGCCGUUAACUGCGUACCUUUCCGUCAACUACAUGGAUCGGUUCCUUUGUUCUCGCCGUUUGCCGCCAAAUAGUAGGUGGCCUAUGCAACUUUUAUCUGUUGCUUGCUUGUCAAUAGCUGCCAAGAUGGAGGAACCUCUGGUUCCAUCUCUAUUAGAUCUUCAGGUGGAAGGUACCAAAUAUGUCUUUGAACCAAAGACGAUCCGCAGGAUGGAGCUUUUUGUGCUCAGUGUUCUAGACUGGAGGCUGCGAUCAGUAACACCAUUCAGCUUCAUCGGUUUCUUUGCCGUCAAGCUGGAUUCAACAGCAACCUUUGUUGGGUUUCUAAUUUCAAGAGCCACAGAAAUCAUUUUAUCCAACAUAAAAGAGGCCAGCUUUUUAGAGUAUUGGCCGUCAAGCAUUGCUGCUGCUGCAAUACUCUGUGCAGCCAAUGAAAUUCCAAACCUGUCUCUUGUAAAUCCUGAGCAUGCUGAGUCAUGGUGUGAUGGACUAAGCAAAGAGAAAAUCAUCAGCUGCUACCGGUUAAUGCAGGAACUUGUGCUUGGUAGCACAAGGAGGAAACAACCUAAAGUUUUACCGCAGCCUCGAGUGACAAUCCGGGCCAGAAUGAGGUCCACAACUGACUCAUCAUCUUCGUCUUCAUCAUCACCAUCUUUUAAAAGGAGAAAAUUAAAUAACUUCUUAUGGGUAGAUGAUGACAAAGGAAACUCCGAGUAAGGUGAGGAGGAAAAAUAAAAAGGAGAAAAUGGUGGCCCAUGCUAUUUAGAUACCUCAAUAUUUUUUGGAGGGGUAAAUUGACUCGAGUGAUGUAGAUCAUGAUUUAGUACAUAUAAUGUAUGUAUGGGAGUUUGGUGAGUUUUGGAGAUGGAGAUUUAUUAUUAUUAUUAUUUUAGUUGGUGGGCAAUGCUAUUCAUGAAUGGCUUAGCCGAUUCCCAAAGGGGUGGGAAUUUGCCGCAAAAGUAUGGAGUAUUUUUGUGUGAGAAAGUUAGGAAAAGAAAUAGAAUGAGAGAAGUUGUGUUUAGUAGUAGUGGGAGUCAUGAAGUGUGAAAGGAGUGGGGGAUUGAAUUCAAAGCCCACAUUGAUUAUUGAAUGAAAAGGAAGGUAGUUGGUGGGACCCCUGCGUGGGUUAGGGAAAAGAAUGAGAAGAGAGAAAAUCAGAUGGAUCAGUAGUUGGGCAAAACAGGGGAUUUGGGUUUGAAGUUUGAGUUUUCUCAUGGGAACUGGUCAAGCUUCUCAUCUAGUCCAUCCAUGAACACAUAGAAGGAGAAUAAUUUGGCUCCAUGUUUUAGACUUUUUCUGAGUGGCAUGUAUGCCAUGUGUGUAUGAGUGCUUUUUUGGCGGGAAAUGCCCCUUUUUUUCUAAAUGGCCAUCCUUGAUCUCUUGGCCUAAUUAUAUACCCAACUCUUUUGAGAGCGGUGUUUCUUUUGAUUUUUUUAAAUUUUUUUCCCAGAGGAAAAACCUCUUCUCUGGCCUAAGUUUGGCCUAACAUAUAGAAAGAAGGUCUUUGGGUCCUUCUCUAAAGCUUGUUGUAAUGGAUUUAUCAAUAAUUAAAUGAAUCAUAU